AUGAUGUUGCCUGGCAUAUUGUUGAAAUAUGGGGUUUCUUCCUAUCUUUUCUAUAUUAAAGACGACCAGCGGCAGCAGCAAGCAAUCAAUUUCAUUUCUUCCGUCCCUCAUCAAAUCGAUCGAUUAUCAUUUCGUUAUCAUGAUCCUGAAAAGAGUUUUAUAGACAAUAAUUGUAUAAUUAGAACAAAAAUAAAUAUCGAUUCUAAUCGUGAUUACUUUCCAAUAGAGAAUCGCUUCAAUCAGUUACAGAAUAUCUCAAAUCGUAUUGAAACGCAAAGUAACGACAGUAGUUUGGUAACAAUUUCAGCUGGCGAUAGUAAUUCCAUAGUAUGCCAUUUCGAUAAUACUUGCGAUUUAACGGUGGUCAUCAGCUGUUCGAAAAAAAUCAGUGGUAAAGCUGUUAUUUCCAUUGAUAUUAAGUUUAAUAGCUACACUACUUUGGCCAUACAAAACCUCCAUUUGAUCUUUCUUAAACAUUGUCAAGAGCAAGGAGAUACAAUUACUAUCUCGUAUCUGGGACUUAAUAUCAUUACUGCAGCGGUUGUUACCUUUUUUAUCGCUUUACUCUCAAUAUCAAUAACGAUCAACGUCCAGAGUGCUAUCCGUGAUCAUAGUUAUAGCCAUUACUCUAGACAUGAACAAAGAAAUGGUGAGGUAGAUCUUCCAAAAGAAGCUUUCAUUAAGCGCAAACAAUUCGAUAUAAAAAGUGUCUUGAUGACUGGAAAAUUUAGCGGAGUUUAUAACGGCAUUCUAAAAAUGGAUACAUGUGAAACAAAACCGAUUUUUAUAAAAGCCUUGGAAAUAACGAAAAAUACUAAUGCCAGCCCUGAGCGAAAGCAUGAAAAGAAGUUUUUAGAAGAAGGAGCUAAAACUUACGGGCUGAAAGAUAGUAAUAUUCUGGCAAUAUUAGGAAUUUGCGUUGAUGAUAAACAUCAUAAGUAUUGUCUAUAUGAUGGUAAAAAUCUUCGUAAUUUGAAAAGCUACUUGCGUGGUAGGACUAAGGCUGUAACUACACUUAAAUUAUUGGAAAUGGCAGAACAAAUCGCGCAAGGUAUACGACAUUUGGCUAUUCGUGGCAUUAUUCAUAAAGACGUGGCAGUCCGAAAUUGCUGGCUGGUCUCAACAACCAAUUGCAAAGUAAAACUUGGUGACAAAGCAUUAGCAGAUUGUUUAUUUAGUGAUGAUUAUGUCAGUGUUAGCCAAGAUAGAAUACUUCCUAUAAGAUGGAUGUCUGUGGAAUCGUUGACAUCGUAUAAAUUUGACAAGAAUAGCGACAUGUGGUCAUUUGGUGUUGUAAUGUGGGAAUUGAUGACGUUAUGCCAAACAACUCCGUAUAAGUCUGUUGAAGAUAACGAUUUAUGCACUCAUUUAAGAAGUGGAUAUCGUCUAGAGCGGCCACCGAAUUGUCCUGAAGAGCUAUAUAGCAUCAUGCUUCGUUGUUGGACUACACCGGCAAAGAGAAGGCCUUCCCUGAGCGCAAUUAUUGAAGGGAUUGAAAAAUUGGGUCGACUAUUAAAACAAUAUAUUUAA
Messenger RNA from Trichoplax adhaerens, 1530 nucleotides. RefSeq lists its product as uncharacterized. Lineage: Eukaryota; Metazoa; Placozoa; Uniplacotomia; Trichoplacea; Trichoplacidae. Gene Ontology annotation, biological process: positive regulation of kinase activity; protein phosphorylation; cell surface receptor protein tyrosine kinase signaling pathway. Gene Ontology annotation, cellular component: signaling receptor complex. The transcript is spliced from 13 exons. The coding region runs from base 1 to 1530 and encodes 509 amino acids. Gene Ontology annotation, molecular function: transmembrane receptor protein tyrosine kinase activity; ATP binding. The record is from RefSeq and is a predicted model, not a curated record.